Molecule: messenger RNA, 1573 nt
Organism: Eucalyptus grandis
Lineage: Eukaryota; Viridiplantae; Streptophyta; Magnoliopsida; Myrtales; Myrtaceae
Product: RHOMBOID-like protein 1
Exons: 6
Coding region: 137-1354 (405 amino acids)
Biological process (GO): proteolysis
Cellular component (GO): membrane
Molecular function (GO): serine-type endopeptidase activity
Source: RefSeq, a predicted model, not a curated record
CUGAUGGACCGUUGACCAACUCCCUCCUCCCUUGCUCUUCUUCCUUUGCUACUUUCUCUCUCCUAUUUCAAACCUCUCUCUCUCUCUCUCUCUCUCUCUCUCUCCAUCGGAGCUCCGUUCGCCUGCAUCGUCUCCAAUGGCGGCAUCACGCGGAGAGCCCGACCCCCGGCCUCCCCUCUCCUCCUCCUCCUCCGCGUCCGAGAUCCACGUCCGCGUCAACUCGCGCCGGGGCGCGAACGCGAUACACCCUGUGGACAUACCCACCGCGACGACCCCUCCGGCGCCGGCGCCGGCAGCCGCAACCCCGAGCCCGGUCGUGUUCCGGGAGGUGAAGCAUUUCAGGAGCUGGGUCCCGUGGCUGUUGCCGACCUUCGUGGUGGCCAACACGGUGAUGUUCGUCAUCACCAUGUACGUGAACAACUGCCCCAAGAACUCCGUCUCCUGCAUCGCCAGGUUCUUGGGCCGGUUCUCGUUCCAGCCCUUCAAGGAGAACCCCCUCCUGGGUCCUUCCUCUUCUACGCUUCAGAAGAUGGGUGGUCUAGAAGCAAGUAAAGUGGUUGACCGGCACCAGGUGUGGCUCCUUGUCACCUGCAUUUGGUUACAUGGAGGAGUUUUCCAUUUAUUGGCAAAUAUGUUGAGUCUUUUAGUUAUUGGCAUUCGGCUUGAGCAAGACUUUGGUUUUGUGCGAAUUGGUUUGCUAUACAUAAUCUCAGGAAUAGGUGGAAGUUUGUUAUCAGCUCUUUUCCUUCAGUCAAACAUUUCCGUUGGUGCUUCUGGUGCACUAUUUGGAUUACUAGGUGGAAUGCUCUCUGAACUCAUUAUUAAUUGGAGCAUUUACACCAACAAGGUUGCAGCAUUUGUGACCCUCUUGUCUAUCAUUGUGGUGAAUUUGGCUGUUGGGAUACUUCCUCAUGUGGACAACUUUGCCCAUAUUGGAGGAUUUCUUUCCGGGUUUUUUCUGGGAUUUGUCUUUCUGAUCCGGCCCCAGUUUGGAUGGGUUAGCCAAAGAUAUGCUCCCCCUGGAUAUUUGACGACUUCGGUUAGAUCCAAAUUCAAGAAGUAUCAGUGCAUCUUGUGGAUUUCCUCUCUUAUCAUCUUUAUUGUUGGGUUUACUGUUGCUCUGGUUUUGCUGCUCCGGGGUUUCAAUGCAAAUGAUCAUUGUUCUUGGUGCCAUUAUUUGUCUUGUGUCCCAACUUCAAGAUGGAGCUGCAAUUCAAAUCCGGCAUACUGCUCAUCCACGCAGUUAGGAAGCCAGCUGAACUUGACGUGCUCGACCAACGGCAAAUCCAGCACAUACACGUUGCAGAAUCCAACCGCUUCUAAGAUUCAGGGGCUGUGUUCUGAGCUCUGUUGAUUAUCGCUGUGCAGGCAUCCACCUUUCUCUUGAUUGCUGUAAAGUCAUGUCGACUUCAGGUUACUGGGUUUAUGUGAAAUUUUUUUUUUUUUUUUUUGGGGGGUUGUUUUGUAGAGACUACCUUUAGAUUACAAAUUUGAACAUUCACUUGAACCUUUAUAUUACAUGAUUUGCUAGGAGUGAUAAUUUAUUGAUUCAGUUCAGUUUUUGUGCUUGAAA